AUGUUCGGCAUCUUGGGUGCCCGCGACCGCAACGAUGGCACUGAGGAAUAUGCCUCGUUCGACGAGCUGUUCGCCGCACUCAAGUCGCGGAUGCAGAAGGACGGCUACAAGGUCGUCAAGUCGCGCACCCAUCGCAACAAGGUCGGCGGUACCUACGAGAAGGGCAGCGAGGUCGUCCGAUGCGACCUCGUGUGCGACCGAGGUGGACAGCCGUACAAGUGCACCGCGACGCAGCUCAAGACGUCGACGAAGAAGACCAACUGCCCGUGGAAGGCCAAGGCCGUGAAUCGCAAGACCCUGGGGAAAUGGAUCUUGACAAUCAUAUGCAGUGAACAUAACCAUGAGGCACGAACCCCCGAUCCGCCGACCGACGAGGAAGAUGCCGAUGCAGAGGGAGACGCCGACAUUGUCCAGGACGCCCCAGCUGUUCCUGAAGUACAGAGUUCUGGCCCGGCGCCAGAUCCUACGACAGCUGCCCUACUCGCAGUUGUCGGUGUUACGCCUAACACAAUGCGACUUACCGGCGACGUCUUCCACAACUUCAAAACAGAAUACCGAAAAAUGUCGAAGCCAGAGCGGUUGGGCAUACUCGCACAGCUGCAACUACGUAUCGCGGCCAUUUAUGCUGUCGAGAACGAAGACAUGCAGAGGCAAGAACGGCAGGCCAGACAGGAGAAGAAGCAUCAAGAGAUCGAAGAGAACCGACGUAAGUCGCAAAGUGCGCAACAGCAACAACCGCAGCAACAGCCACAGCCACAGCAGCAACCACAGCAGCCGCAGGCACAACAGCAACAACAACAGCAGCAGCAGCAGCAGAAGCAACAACAACAGCAAGCGAUGCCCCAGCAACAGCAUCAGCUUCAGCAUCAACAGGUACAGCAACAACAACAUCAGCAACAGCAGCAGCAACAACACCAGCAGCGUCAACAGCACCAACAGCCGCAAGUACAGAAUCAUAAUCAUAACCACAACCACAACCACGUCCAGCAACAGCUGAACCAGAUGUCCCGGGACGGCAUGACGGGGAUGCCGAAACACCCAUUCGAACAGAACUCCCACGACGAGCACGUGCAGUAUCGGGACCGUCAAGCUGAGAUGGAGGAAAGGAACCAGAGGACGAUGCAGAUGCGCGGGCAGCAAAUGAGCAACGCAUUCCAGCAGAACGCCGUCCAGCAAACGCCCAUCCCGGUGCCCCAGUUCGGCAUUCAAUCCGGCAUGCAGUCGGCGCCACCCAAUGCAGCAGUGUUCCGCCACUACGCGGGGACGCCGGUCAACAAUGCCGUCCCGCAGGGAGGCGCCGGGGGUUCACCGGCCACAGGGUCGAAGCGGCGCGGCCGGCCGAAGAAGACAAACAUGGACCAGAGCCUCGACGCCAGUCUCCAUAUGACGAGGUAG
Colletotrichum graminicola M1.001 is the source of this 1395-nucleotide messenger RNA. RefSeq lists its product as uncharacterized. NCBI's taxonomy places the organism in Eukaryota, Fungi, Ascomycota, Sordariomycetes, Glomerellales, Glomerellaceae. The transcript is spliced from 2 exons. Bases 1 to 1395 code for a protein of 464 amino acids. The record is from RefSeq and is a predicted model, not a curated record.